AUGGCUCCAGCUGAAAAGCACGCAUCAACUGAAUCGGAUUCUGAUGCCCCAUUGGCCAAGAAGAGAGCAACAACUAACUCAACCCCAGCUACAAGCCCAGGCCCUUCAAAGCCACGGAAUCCCGUGAUUGACGACCUCUCGGCAAGGUACCCCACUGUUGAGAAAUUGGAGGAGCACAUAAAAUCUCUAUCCCGCUCUGCUCUGGAGGCGCUGAUACUUUCGGGCGCAUUUCCUGAGGCUACUUCAGAACUACGCCAUUGCGUGUAUUGUCAUAAAACAUUCCAUGCAUCUGAUAAUCCUCUAGGGAACUGUGUCGUUGAGCACUUCAUUCGUGAGUGCAAGCCGAUUGAUGAAGACGUGAGCGAAUGGCAGUGUUGUGGUCAACGGUGGGAUAAUAUAGACAACGAUGAUUGGAUGGAAAGCGCCGAGGAUAUGUUCCCCCAUUGCUAUGUGGGGUGUCACUGGGAGGAGGAAAUCACGACGGACGAUGAAGAGGAGGUGGAGGAACAUAACCAGGCAGAUUAUAUGGUUGACAGUGAACCUAGGAUAGAGAAGAAGCCGGUGUGGUGGAGAGUAUGGAAGAGUCGUGGAAACACAUGUGAAAAGAUGGGAUGUAAGGAGAACUUGGCUGGGUAG
Molecule: messenger RNA, 636 nt
Organism: Morchella importuna
Lineage: Eukaryota; Fungi; Ascomycota; Pezizomycetes; Pezizales; Morchellaceae
Exons: 2
Coding region: 1-636 (211 amino acids)
Source: RefSeq, a predicted model, not a curated record